AUGAGCUACGGUCACCGCCGCAAACAAUACCGAGGUGCCGACGAGUAUGACAACGACCGUCGUCGUGAGGUGUACGAUACGCCAGAGCAGAAGCUUAGGAAGAGCAUAAUAAACCUCGGGGAGGUGGACCCAGUGCAGGAGUUACCCCGCUUGGCGAAGCAAAUUAGAGAACAAGUCCCACUGAGCGUACCUGCUAUCUCUGAGGGGUUCCGGAUAGGAGUGACCGAGCAACCAUUCAAAAUCCCGUUCUAUGCAGCGCUUCUUCGUCUUCUCUAUGACCCGGACCCAGAUACGCCCGAUCAGUCCUCAUCAACUGACGCAUCUCCCUUGGGAAGGCAGAUCUUGGAAGAUUAUUGGAAGGGAUUCCAGGCAUUUUUGGACAAGCUAGCGUGGAGGGAAAUCCGUCUUUGUAUACAUUUUUUUGCGCAUCUAACAGUAGCGAAGCUCAUCUCUCCUGACUCCAUGUUCGAGGUCUUGAAGGCGUUCACCGCUGUUUUGGAAGAGUUUGGUGCCUCGCACGGCCGGGCGAUGAAAGCCGCCCAGUGUGCCGCGGAAGGUCUUAUGAUGUCUGGCUCUGCCAUCAAGCAGGAUCCCGCUACGGAUGUCUCUCAAAUCAUUGAUGCUAUAAGCUCUUAUAUAGACUCUGUCACGGUCUCCAAGACACUCGUGCAACCCAUCGUCAGGUUGUAUGGGGAGUCACCAUUGGUCGAACACGCCGACGAGCUCCUAGACUCUGCUUUGGCUGCCUUGAAGGUUUUGAAUGAGAGCGAUUUCGCUCAAACAGCAGACAACAUUCCUCAACCCUACGCCGAUUUCCCGGCACUCCCUGACGAGCCGUUCGACUUGCCCUCCAUCCUCGUUCCACCAGAAGUCAUUGAGCUUGAUGGCUUGACCACUGACACUGGCGAAGAUGCCCAAGUCAAGAAGGAAGAGUGGCCACAGUAUUUUGUUCGUCUUUUUGACGCUGACAUAACGCCUGAUCCUACUACACCUGUGGGAUAUGCGUUACGCUCAGGUAUCUUGGACCUCAUCGACAUCUUUGAAGUCAAUCGCAAGGAGUGUGCUCGGCUACUCCUAGAGUUCCCUAAGUGGCAGCUUCCCGGCACUUUCAAGCCCCGGCCAGGUGCACCUCCACAGGAGCCGCUACCAGGCAAGGAUUGGCAGCUGGAGAGCACAAUCAUUGAGGCUGCUCUGGGCUCGGUAUUCCUGCUGCCAGAAUCAGCUCACAAGCCUGUUUACUACAUUGCUCUUAUCACGGAGUUGUGCAAGCUGUCUCCCACAACGGUUGGCCCUGCGGUCGGCAAGUCGAUACGGAAGCUGUACUCGUUUUUGGCGGACGGACUCGACGUCGAAGUUGCACAUCGCUUCGCUGACUGGUUCUCUGUCCACAUGAGCAACUUUGGUUUCCAAUGGGUGUGGAGAGAAUGGGUGCCCGAUAUCUCCCUGUCUAUCGGCCAUCCCAAGCGUGCAUUCAUGCGGCGUGCGAUCGAGUUUGAGAUACGGUUGUCGUACUACGACCGGAUUCUCAAAACUUUGCCCGAACCUAUGCAGGCCGCGGACGCUUAUGUGAUGCCCGAGGAAGGCCCCGGCCCUGACUAUGAGUACGAUGAUCCAGCAAAACCGUAUUACGAGGCUGCUCAGUCUGUCUUAAACCUCAUGCGAGGUCGCACAAAAGCGGAGGACGUCGUAUCUCACUUGGACUCAUUGAAGAACACGUUGUCGGAAACCGCUGACGGUGACGUGAACGUCAACGCUGUGCUGCGCUCCAUCGCCGUGCAAUCGCUCCUUAACAUUGGCUCGCGCUCAUUCUCGCACUUCUUGAACGCCAUCGAACGCUACCUUCCCCUUCUCCGAAACCUCGCGUCCGGUAGCAUAGCGAGCAACACCGGGGGGUCGAACGUCGAGGCGCGUAUGGACAUACUCGACGCGGUGUCAUCGUUCUGGAAACGCAGCAAGAACAUGGUUGUGAUCGUCUUCGACAAGCUGAUGCAGUAUCAGAUCGUCGAUCCGACGGACGUCGUUGCGUGGACCUUCACUCACGGAGGCGUUCAUCCCGCGGCAGGAGAGAAGACAACCUUCAAUGCAUUCCAGUGGGAUGUACUGAAAGGCGCGCUUGACAAGGCCAAUGGUCGUGUCAUGAUUGCGCGCAGGAAAGUCACCGCUCUGAGAAAAGAAGAGGAUGAUAAUGCAGCUCGGGUAAAAGCUAGCGACAGUGCUACUGCGUCUAUGGAAGUUGACGCUGAGGCUAAGCCAGCUGUCAUGCCGGCAGCUGAAUCACCAGCACUGUCUACUGCUCUUAAGGCAUUUACAACACUGACACGGGAACAGAAGGCUGCACUCUCUCGCACACUUGAUGGCUUCGUCAGCUAUCUUGCGGCUGAAGACCGACUGAGUUCCCUCGCUGGUGACGUAAUCACAGAAAAGGCAUGGCAAAACCGUGCCAACUGGGAUCAGCCUGAAUGGAACACAUGGGAGACCUGGUGUUGGUAUCGUCAUUUCAGCCGAACGUACUCACCCUACCUGAGAAACUACGUCAACACACUGGCGGAUGCAGCAUUAACGAAGGUCAGCUCGUCAUCUGCCGACCCAGCAGCAGACUUGUUCAGGAAGACCUGGAACAUCGCAACUGGACAGGAGGUGUGA
Molecule: messenger RNA, 2643 nt
Organism: Postia placenta MAD-698-R-SB12
Lineage: Eukaryota; Fungi; Basidiomycota; Agaricomycetes; Polyporales; Adustoporiaceae
Exons: 13
Coding region: 1-2643 (880 amino acids)
Biological process (GO): nuclear-transcribed mRNA catabolic process, nonsense-mediated decay; mRNA export from nucleus
Cellular component (GO): nuclear cap binding complex; nucleus
Molecular function (GO): RNA cap binding; mRNA binding
Source: RefSeq, a predicted model, not a curated record